UCCAUAUGUAUCCCCGUCACUCCUCAUCUAUGCUCCUACCCGGCAACUUCCCACUACGAUAAGCAGCAAGUCUACGGCUCUGUCGAAUCUCUCUCCGAGCACCACUUUGAAAAAAGCUUGGAUCUUUGAGCAAAAAUGGGCAGUCUUGAGAAGGAGAGGACUACCACGGGUUGGGCUGCAAGGGACCCGUCUGGCGUUCUCUCUCCUUACACUUAUAGCCUCAGAAACACGGGACCAGAAGAUCUUUACAUCAAGGUGUUGAGCUGCGGAAUUUGCCACAGUGACAUUCACCAGAUCAAGAAUGAUCUUGGCAUGUCCCACUACCCUAUGGUUCCUGGGCAUGAAGUGGUGGGUGAGGUUCUGGAGGUGGGAUCAGAGGUGACAAAGUACAGAGUUGGUGACCGAGUGGGAACCGGUAUAGUGGUUGGGUGCUGCAGAAGCUGUGGCCCUUGCAAUUCGGACCAGGAGCAAUACUGCAACAAGAAGAUUUGGAAUUACAAUGACGUGUACACCGAUGGCAAGCCCACUCAAGGUGGGUUUGCUGGUGAGAUAGUGGUUGGCCAAAGGUUUGUGGUGAAAAUCCCAGAUGGGUUAGAGUCGGAACAGGCAGCGCCGCUGAUGUGCGCUGGUGUGACCGUGUACAGCCCUCUGGUGCGCUUUGGGCUCAAGCAAAGUGGGCUGAGAGGAGGGAUAUUGGGGCUUGGAGGGGUUGGCCACAUGGGGGUGAAGAUAGCCAAGGCCAUGGGACACCAUGUGACUGUGAUAAGCUCUUCUGAUAAGAAGAGAACGGAGGCAUUGGAGCACCUGGGUGCCGAUGCUUACCUAGUGAGCUCCGAUGAAAAUGGAAUGAAAGAGGCCACUGAUUCGCUCGACUACAUUUUUGACACUAUCCCUGUGGUUCACCCUCUCGAACCUUACCUGGCCUUGUUGAAGCUCGAUGGGAAGCUGAUCUUGACUGGUGUCAUCAAUGCUCCUCUUCAAUUUAUCUCUCCCAUGGUUAUGCUUGGGAGGAAGUCAAUCACUGGGAGUUUCAUAGGGAGCAUGAAGGAAACAGAGGAGAUGCUUGAGUUCUGCAAAGAAAAGGGAUUGACUUCCCAGAUCGAAGUGAUCAAGAUGGAUUAUGUCAACACGGCCCUAGAGAGGCUCGAGAAGAAUGAUGUCAGGUACAGGUUCGUCGUGGACGUUGUGGGAAGCAAGCUUGAUUAGUUUUGUCCUUUCCCCAUAAUUAAACAAGAAAUCGACGUGCUUGUCUCUCAAUUCGAGUUCCUCAUGCCCUCUGUUGUAUCAUUGUUUGUUAUACCGAGAGUAUUAUUUUCUUCUGUCUUCGUAUUGAAACCAUAGACCUUCUCGAUUGUGUAUUCAAUGAUGAAGGUGUUAAUGAUUUUAUCACUUAAGAAAUUUGACUAUUUGGAUUCUGGAA
Molecule: messenger RNA, 1420 nt
Organism: Eucalyptus grandis
Lineage: Eukaryota; Viridiplantae; Streptophyta; Magnoliopsida; Myrtales; Myrtaceae
Product: probable cinnamyl alcohol dehydrogenase
Exons: 5
Coding region: 136-1206 (356 amino acids)
Biological process (GO): lignin biosynthetic process
Molecular function (GO): cinnamyl-alcohol dehydrogenase activity; zinc ion binding
Source: RefSeq, a predicted model, not a curated record